UUCAAGAAUUGCAUUUUAUUUUAGAGCCUAUUAGAGUUCACCUUUGAGAAACUAGACUUGUUCACUUCCUUUAAUAACUUGGAAUGCAAGUUACUUUACGUCACACUUUCAAUCACGGUUCAUGAGUUACUUUUGCUUUCUGAUCAGUGGUUAAGCUAAUCUUGCUGGUGACGUUUGAAUGGACACAGACAUGUAAAGGGGAAUUGUGCAGAUCACACUCACGCAACCACCACACCUUCAUAGGAAUGACACGUACUUUGUAAUUACAAAUGUCUGCCCUGAGUGUUGAUUUGUUUACUGGUUGCUGAGGUGGGGCUUAGCACAGGUUUCAAGGGAAGGAGAAAGAAAAAUGCAGGGAGUGGAAUCUCCAGCUGUGACUGUGGAGCCCUCUGCCACAGACAUUAUGUCUCUAGAGAUUUUAAAGCCACCUGUGAUGAUGACACUCACAUACUACAAAGCUUACAGGAACAAGAACUGAGAUUGCUUCGUCCUCGGAACCAAACAGGAACAGGAAUACCAGUUUUUUAAAGUGAUAACAAUGGGGCAUUCAAAUGAGCAGUACUCCAAGUGGCGGUGGCUUUUAGCUCUUGUGGGACUACUGAUGUACCUAGGGGAUAUUUGCACAGAUACUGCACUGGUUUUUAGAUAUUUCCUAGAAAAGCGCUAUGUUCAGAGUGGAUUGACUGCACUGUUUAUAAUCACUGGGCUGACAGUAAACCAGAUCUUCAGCUACACCUGGUUUUUAGAAGAUAUGCAUAAAAAUGUCAUGGACAGCAAACCAAAGCGACGAUUUUUAGUCCUGCACAUAUUUGGGAUGGGAAUCCUCCUCAGGUCUUACCACCUGCUUGAACAAGGAUACAAAGAGAUUUGGGGACAAGAAAUGUCUCAAAAUCAAAAGUCUUCAAAUGGACACCUGACGGAAGAUGAUGAGGAAGGCCCCAGCACCUCCCACCACAAUAAACUGUUCAGCGAUACUGCCGAUCUGAGCAUGUUGAAGCUUUUUGAGACUUUCCUGGAGAGUGCGCCUCAGCUUCUUUUACAGCUUUACAUAUGCCAAAGCCAUGAUGAGUGGUCAGUCUUACAGUAUAUGUCUAUGGUCUUCUCUUUCUUUAAUCUGGCAUGGUCUUUGGUGGACUACCGGAUCUGGCUGCGCAAAUCUCUUCCCCAGAGUCGAGAAUUGCCCUCAGGCCUCCCCACAGUGAUCUACCUGCUCUACAAACUCUUCACCAUCACCAGUCUCAUUCUCAGCUACAGUCUCCUCCUCAUCCUCAGCGUCUACAGCACAGUCGGCUUUGCUUCCCUUUGGCUGCUGGGAACAAUAUGGGCCCACUUGCUUCAAACCGACUUCUGCCAUUCAGGUGUCCUUGAACUGCUGUACCGUAGCGUCAUUGGUGCCAUUCUGGUUUUUACCUUUUUUAACGCAAAAGGACAAAACAUCAAAUGGGAAAUGACCGUCUAUUACUUUUUAUGGACUGUUGUAAAUUUCUCAACUCCUUUAUUAAUGUUUUUUUUAAAGCCAGAGUUGAAGACAAUUACAUUUUUCUGGGUGGUUAGUGGUGUAAUCUAUGGCGGUUCAUUGCUAGGGCUGAUUUCGCUGGUAUCAUAUUAUCGCUUCCUGCAUCCUAAACAGUGUGAGUUAGAUCAGGUGGAUGGGCAGGAAACGGAGAUGACACAUUUAACAAAGAGGACAAGGACAUUCAUAAAACCUUGACUGAAGUUUUUCCCACCUUAUCAUAAAGAAGGGCGCUCCACAUCAUUAUGGAGCCACCACCAUGUAUUAUUGUUACAAAAUUUCAUGUUUUAGUUGUGUUCACACUUGUGGCUCAUGAAUGUUAGAUUAGUUUCCAUGUCUCAAAUCAAGAAAUAUGUGAAAAGGCAUGAAAGAAAAAAAAAGCAAGCACAAGGCAGUUGUUGAGGAUUUUAGGUUUGAAUUGGGGAGUUUACACAUCAGCACACAAUGUGAUUUCCACCGAAAGAAGUCGGCAGAAAUUUUUAGUUGUUUCGAGAUGUAACCGGCAUCCUAUGCUGGGAUUUAAAAGCUGUCUUCCGGAAAUUCACCACAGUGGAAAAUGACUACUUAUGGACACCACCCAUCAUGCCACUCAAACUCAAUCUACAGUUUCCCCAUAACAUGUUCUUUGGUCCUUCAAAGUUAUUUCAAGUUAGUGCUAACUUGGGGAAGGUGUGUUAAGUUACUGAUAUACAGCAGGACCCUGGUGUUUGCAAAGUUAUAGUGAUGCUUUCAGAGGUUCACAUUAAGAGUGCAAGCUGAACCAGUGAUGUGGCUUUUAUACUUGAUGUGUACUUUGCUGCCUUAUUCUGGCCAACUCGACUGUAAACCCAGCUUUAGGAACGAGCAGUCCAUGAAUAACUAAAAUCCAUGAAUACUUGAGAGCCUCUCAAAACAGGCAUAUAAUUGAAUUUUUUAAUGUAGCUUAAUAUGCCUAGUGGGGACAGUGUUACUGCAGGAGCAAGCAUCCAUAGUCUUGCCUGUUUUCGCUCUUGGGCAUACAGCCAAUCAGCACCAAAGAACAAAAAUUGUUCUCCUGGUUUGGUUGCUUUGUAAAGACCAGCCAACAGUGUGCCAACUAACAUUGCACAUAUAGGCUUUUCAGCUUUCAAUCAUCAUUUUCAUUUAAAAAUUUUAGAUUUUCUCAGUGAAAAUAUUGGCAAAUAGGGAAGUUUUCCACAAAUAAGUGAAGGAGUUAUGUUACACCAUCACCUUUGUGAAGUCUUGAAUGGCUUUUGUACUCUUAAAAAAAUGUAUACUUAAGGUCAGACUGUUUUGAUGGGGAAACAAGCAUUUUUGUUUAAUCCCAGUUUUCGCUUGUUCAUGUGCUUGUUGGGUAGGUUAUUUUGUUGGUUUAUAUAUUCUGCUUUCUUAGAGUUAUGUAAGAUAAGCUUUUAUUUUCUUUUAGGAUUGUGGUCUUUGUUAUGUCGUCAUGAGGCCUCGCUGAAGCAAAACGUAAGUCUGUACAGAAAAUAGCAAAUAUUUGGGAGACAAUAUCUUAAGUGCCAUCUCAUCUCCUCAUUCAGUAUCUAGAUUUAUGUUAGUCCCAUAAAUCCACUUAGACCAGCGAGGGGACAUAACACCUUCAACAAGGACAAUGGCCUUAAACAUUGACCAGGCGCUACGCUGAAACAGUUUAGAUAAAAAAAAAUAAAAAUAAAAAAAAAACUUCAUUCUUAAACUGCUUUAUCACAUUUCAGACCUACUAAAAUGGCAAUACUUAAAAAUUAAUCUUUACUGAUACUCUAUGUCCAAUUUGAUUGAAAUUGAGCUACUUUGAGCUAAAUAUGCACACCACAAAGCUCAGAUUUCAAAUCAAAAAAAGAAUUGAAAACGAUCAGAG
Messenger RNA from Poeciliopsis prolifica (blackstripe livebearer), 3353 nucleotides. RefSeq names its product XK, Kell blood group complex subunit-related family, member 9 (gene xkr9). The coding region runs from base 539 to 1711 and encodes 390 amino acids. The record is from RefSeq and is a predicted model, not a curated record. The transcript has 4 exons. NCBI's taxonomy places the organism in Eukaryota, Metazoa, Chordata, Actinopteri, Cyprinodontiformes, Poeciliidae. Gene Ontology annotation, biological process: apoptotic process involved in development; engulfment of apoptotic cell; phosphatidylserine exposure on apoptotic cell surface. Gene Ontology annotation, cellular component: plasma membrane.